This is a messenger RNA of Chrysemys picta bellii (western painted turtle), 413 nucleotides long. The record is from RefSeq and is a predicted model, not a curated record. Lineage: Eukaryota; Metazoa; Chordata; Testudines; Emydidae.
CUCCAUAAUAAAGAUUUUAAUUCUCUUUCAGAAUGCGUUACGUUGCAGCUUAUCUUCUGGCUGUCCUAGGGGGCAACGAGUCCCCUGCUUCAAAGGACUUGAAGAAGAUUCUCGACAGUGUAGGCAUUGAGACGGAUGAUGAACGCCUGAACAAGGUUAUUGGUGAACUGAACGGAAAAAAUAUAGAGGAUGUCAUUGCUCAGGGUAACGGCAAACUUGCCAGCAUGCCAGUUGGUGGAGCUGUAGCAGUCUCAGCUGGACCAGGUUCUGCUGCUCCUGCGGCUGCACCUGCUGCUGCUGAGGAGAAGAAAGAAGAGAAGAAGGAGGAGUCUGAGGAAUCUGAUGAUGACAUGGGAUUUGGCCUAUUUGACUAAACUUUUGCUACAGAAGCUAAUAAAACACUUUGUUUAAAA